Messenger RNA from Staurois parvus, 399 nucleotides. Lineage: Eukaryota; Metazoa; Chordata; Amphibia; Anura; Ranidae. The record is from the annotation of a GenBank genome assembly.
GCACACUGAUCAUCAGUGCCCUGAUGAUCAGUGUACAUGUCCCUUCCACGGAAAGCCGAUUACCGGCUCUCCUCUCGAGCUGUCAGCGUGACAGCUCAAGAGGAGAGAAAUGCCGAUAACCGACAUUUCCCUGUUUACAUGUGAUCAGCUUUGUCAGAGCGGGGAUUGGCACUGAUCAUCAGUGCCCUGAUGAUUGGUGCCCAGCAGUGCAACACACAAGUUCCGCCCACCUGUGCCCAGCAGUGCCACCCACCUGUGCCCAGCAAUGCACCCACCUGUGCCCAGCAGUGCCACCCACCUGUGCCCACCCACCUGUGCCCAGCAGUGCCACCCACCUGUGCCCACCCACCUGUGCCACCCACCUGUGCCCACCAGUGCCACCCACCUGUGCCCACCAGU